This is a messenger RNA of Durio zibethinus, 519 nucleotides long. RefSeq lists its product as uncharacterized. Gene Ontology annotation, molecular function: RNA-DNA hybrid ribonuclease activity; nucleic acid binding. Lineage: Eukaryota; Viridiplantae; Streptophyta; Magnoliopsida; Malvales; Malvaceae. The record is from RefSeq and is a predicted model, not a curated record.
AUGGUGAAGAUAAACCUUGAUGGAUCAUUCAGUCACCAAGGGCGAACAGGAGGUACCGAGAUUAUUAUCAGAGAUCAAAACGGUGGAGUUCUUGGAGCUGCAGCAAUCUGCAUAGAUAAAGCUAACGAUCCCUUCCAGGUUGAAGCAAGUGCUGCAGUGAGAGCUUUAAACUUUGCAAAAGAGAUGGGUUUCACAAAAAUUAUGCUCGAGGAAGACUGUUUAACAGUGAUCAGGAAACUUAAGGAGAUGGAGCAAGAUCUCUCCCCCAUUGGUACCGUUAUAGAGGAAGCUAAGUGGAGGAUGUCUAGGCUUCAUGAGUGCCACGUAAUGCAUUUACUGCGAUCUGGAAAUAUGGUAGCUCACCAGCUUGCAUGUUACAGUUUACAUUUAGCUAAUGAUGAGUACCGCCUAGAAGACUAUUCUAAUGUAAUAUCUGCAGCUUUGCAUGGAGACUGUAAUCAACAAGAUUAUCAUGCAGUGCUGCAUGUAAAACUGUCAAAAAGUGUAAAUGGAGUAUAA